Messenger RNA from Chara braunii, 669 nucleotides. NCBI's taxonomy places the organism in Eukaryota, Viridiplantae, Streptophyta, Charophyceae, Charales, Characeae. The record is from the annotation of a GenBank genome assembly.
GGCGAAGGUGAGCGGUGGUGGGCAGAGGUGAGCGCCGAGCGGAGGUGAGUGGAGGUGAGCAAUGGCGGAGGUGAGCGGAGGUGAGCGAGGCGGAGGUGAGCGAGGCGGAGGUGAGCGAGGCGGAGGUGAGCGAGGCGAAGGUGAGCAGAGGUGGAGGAGAAGUGGUGGAGGUGGAAGAGAGGACAUGGCAGGAGGAGGCGAACGAGAGGAAAGAGAGAGGAGAUGGCGGGAGGAGGCUGACGGGAGGUGGACUGAGGUGGCGGAGGCAGAGGUGGGCGGAGGUGGGCGGAGGUGGGCGAGGGGAAGGUCAGCAGAGUCGGAGAGGAGGUGGGCGGAGGUGAGCGGAGGUGAGGUGGAGGUGAGUGGAGGUGGGCGGAGGUGCGCAAAGGUGAGCGGUGGUGAGCGGAGGCGGUGUCGGAGCUCCAAAUGCGGAGAGGAGAUGGUGGGAAGAGGCAAACGCGGAGGAGAAGUGGCAGAGGUGGAAGAGAGGAGGUGGUGGGAGGAGGCGGACGGGAGGUGGGCGAAGGCGGGUGAAGACGGAGGGGGGCGGAGGGGGGCGGCGAUGAGCGGAGACGGAGGGGGCGGAGGGUAGCAGAGGUGAGCGAAAACAGGGGAGGUGGGCGGAGGUGAGCGGAGUGAGUGGAGGUGGGCAGAGGUGAGCGGAGGUGA